UGGGCCUUUAUACAAAAAUUGCAGAAGGCGAAGCAAAAACUUGGAGCGGAGAAGGAAAGCAAGUAGUUUGAAAAGCCCUCUCUCUCCUUUACACAUUCUAUCUCUAGCAUGGCGCCAAUACGGAUGAUAGAUGUCGCUGUCAACUUCACAGAUGGCAUGUUUAAAGGCAUUUAUAACGGCAAGCAACAUCACGUUUCUGAUAUUGCUACUGUUCUGAGUCGAGCUUGGAACGCUGGCGUCGAUCGAAUUAUCGUUACGGGUGGUUCCCUUGAGGAGUCAAAGGAAGCUCUUGCUAUUGCAGAAACUGAUGGGAGGCUUUUCUGCACAGUUGGAGUGCACCCAACUAGAUGCAAGGAGUUUGAAGAGAGUGGGGAUCCUAAAAAACAUUUUCAAGCUCUUUUGGCAUUGGCUAAGGAGGGAAUUCAAAAAGGGAAGGUGGUUGCAAUUGGUGAAUGUGGAUUGGAUUAUGACAGGCUUCACUUUUGCCCACCAGAAGUUCAAAAGAAGUAUUUUGAGAAGCAGUUUGAAUUAGCAUAUGCCACAAAGCUGCCCAUGUUUCUGCAUAUGCGUGCAGCUGCAGAAGAUUUCUGUGAAAUUAUGGAACGAAAUAUUAACAAGUUCACUGGUGGGGUUACUCAUUCAUUUACCGGUAGUGCUGAAGACCGUGAUAAGCUUCUCUCAUUUCAUAACAUGUAUAUAGGUGUAAAUGGAUGCUCUCUGAAGAUGGCUGAAAAUCUUGAUGUUGUGAGGGGCAUACCUGUUGAAAGAAUGAUGAUUGAGACUGAUUCUCCAUAUUGUGAAAUCAAGAGUACUCAUGCUGGGAUUAAUUUUGUGAAAUCCUUAUGGCCUUCUAAGAAGAAAGAGAAGUAUGACAAAGAGUGUCUUGUUAAAGGGCGUAAUGAACCUUGUUUAGUGCUGCAAGUUCUUGAGGUGAUAGCUGGCUGUAAAGGAAUCACUGACAUUGAUCUGUUUAGUGCAACAUUGUACCAGAACACCUGCAGGGUUUUUUUCCCUCAUGACUUGGAUGCUGCAGCUGAUGCUCUUCUUGCUGGUCGGAAUGAAAGUCAAUGACAAAGUUUUAUGCUUUAUAGAAAAAAAAAUUAAAACGAUAUACCAAUGCCUUUAAUCUACCAAGACUUUUUUGGAAAUAAAGAAUAGAGAUAGAUCUAAAUGGUGCUCUGUUUCUUGCAACCCUCAUACAGGUUUAGCACCUCUUCGUUUUUAUCCAUUACCAUCCGGUACAAGUUUAAUCACUUUUUACAAGUACGACCUACACAUUUGAAUGGUUUAUAAAAUAGAGCAAGUAAUGAAUUUAUUUACAA
Molecule: messenger RNA, 1322 nt
Organism: Gossypium arboreum
Lineage: Eukaryota; Viridiplantae; Streptophyta; Magnoliopsida; Malvales; Malvaceae
Exons: 12
Coding region: 109-1071 (320 amino acids)
Cellular component (GO): cytosol
Molecular function (GO): 3'-5'-DNA exonuclease activity
Source: RefSeq, a predicted model, not a curated record